Molecule: messenger RNA, 8386 nt
Organism: Spirometra erinaceieuropaei
Lineage: Eukaryota; Metazoa; Platyhelminthes; Cestoda; Diphyllobothriidea; Diphyllobothriidae
Source: the annotation of a GenBank genome assembly
AUGCUGCGCUGUUCGACUGAGGAGCCAUCCUCCGCAUUAAUCCCGGAACUCGUGGAAGAUUACCUGACCUUUGUGAAGAAUGUUCAGCCCUUCUUUGCUGACUGCCUGCGACCAGUUGAGACGCCUGAGUGUCCAGCUAGAGACCAACCCUGUUCACUUAGUUCACCGCAGCUGCGACCUUCAAGUCCUUCCGACCUUGACGAUUGUGAGUAACAAGACCUCCGUUUUUUGCACUUGCUGUCUAUAAACGAAUAAAACCGCAGCCCCGUGUGGCCCGAGUGACUUACUUGGACAUCAACUUCUGACGGCCCACAGUAGUUAUUUGGCAGGAAACCAGCUCUCCAUGAUUGGCCCUCAUCCGGUCCAACCAAAGUGCGCGGACCGUAACUCCCGGUUGUCCGAAAACCUGGUCAAGUCUGGAUCUCCUAAGAGCGGGGCUGUGGGGCGGCCGGGCAACGAGGUGGUUUCCUAUAUUUUAAGGGCAGUCUAUCUAGUCCAUCUUUUCUGCGCGCCGGUUUGGGGUCCAAUCACUAUGACGAAUGCCAUUGGAUGGAGCCCUGUCGGGUAGCGGACGACAUUCGCCGUGUCCAAUUGCUUGUGGCCUGUUUUUCGGAUCAGUAUCCAACUGCCGCAUGGCCCACCACUGCUUAUUCUUCAGGCCGUGAAAGCCUGCUUAUCUCACGACUGGCCUUCAAUGAGGGCCUUUCCAUCAUCCGUCACCAGUGGACAACCAUGUGUUCCACAGCAGACAGGUCCCAUCCUCCCAGGGCUUUCUGUCGUCUCGGCGACGACCUGGUUGGUGCCUGAAGCUGCAGCCUUAGUGACCAUGAGUAUCAGCUCGUCUAUGCUCUCCCUUGACAGAAAGAACGUCUUAUUCACGCUUAUGUUAGAUCAGUACACAAAGUAGAUGGAAGUCAUUUCACUCCUUAUUGUUGCCUUCGAGGAUAUCACAUCAACUUUAACCACACACACACGCAGUAAGUUCGUCCUAUCUACUGCCAGAAGUCGGAGGACAGUGGGGGCUGAUUUAUUCUGUGCACAGGGCAGGUUACCGUAAAUUGGCAGUUUGCUUGUUGGUCAGAACAAGACCUCUCCGUUCGGGAGCGUGUGGGUAGCGGUCUGUGUGCUUUGCGCGAGCCUGGCAUGGUUAGGAGGUCAAGGUCAGAUGGGGGGGGUGCAGGGGUGACUCAGCGCGGCUGGACAAGGAGCGCCUCCGAUCAAGUCCACGGGGCAGGGGCAUGCAUGAAGGUUGGCCGCGAUUCCCGACGGGUAGGCAUCUGAAAAUGGGUCAGUGAAACGGCUUCUAAAGCGCCCCCCAGACAUCAAAUGAAGUGAGGGGGUUUAUGUACUAACCAGCCGCAAAUCCGUCGAACUAGAUCAGAAGGUUGCGCGUUUGGAUCACGUAGUGGUCACCAAUAUGCAGCACUCAAGGACGUCAGGUCAUAUUUAACCACUGGAGCGACUCCUACACUCUACUGAUACCCGUCAGUACAGAGACAGUCGCUUUGUUACCUUCUAAUUUCCUCAGAAAUUAACUGCGAAUUUUGAGUAGAUUGGUAUAUACUAAGGUCUAUAGACUCAGACCGAAGUUUGAUGUGUGAAUAUGUGGGCCGAAGUCCAUCAGCCACGACGGGGUAACCGCGUAAUAUUCAUUAACUGCCGACAAGCAGCUAGUAGUAUAUUUUAGGGUUACGAGAUGCCAUAAUAGCAGCACCUGUACCUGUGCUGCUAGUAUGGUUUCCUGUGACCCUAAAGUUAAUCGCUUUGUUAUCGACAAUUUUGGUGUUCCGAAUCUUUAGGAUUGGAACUCCGCUUCCCUCUAAUCCUAGAUCAAAGCCCACGACCUGUUGGCCACUGGAGAAGACUGAUACGAUUACGGUUGGAACUCAUGACGGGCCACCAAAACUUCUCGUCAAAUAGCAGUUUACGGCGUAAUCUACGUCUUUCCCAGGGCGUAUAAAACUGACUGUUAGCCUUCGGAUUGUCUUUUUGUCGAAUUCGUCAUGACGUGUCUCCUGAACUCUGUUCGGAUUUAUCGGAAGGAACGCCUCGUAAUCUGGUCCUCCGUCUAACCGCUUCCAAAAUAGAGGUAAAACCAAGGGAUAAUUUAACCCGCAAGAGGCGCUCGAUUCUUUCUCAAUGAUGCGGUCUUGUGCUAAAACAGAUCCUCACAAAUCGCCCUCUGUGUAUGCACCAGACAGAAGCAUUUCUGCGGCAGUCGUCGAUGACGCCAGUUCCUCGACAGCGCGUCACCAAGCCUCUCACCUGCGCCGCAGUAUCAGCAACAGCAAAACACUUCUUGAGCCUCGGAACGGUUUGCCGGAACAGCAGACACACAGGAGCCAACAGAACUGUGGUUCUCCGCGGCACGGCAGCAACAAUAAAGGUUUCAAUCCCCCCCCUCCUUCGUCUACCUCGACUGGUCCGCGGCCUCCUUCUGACGACUGCUUUCUUGAGGUGCUGUCUCCUAUAGUCAUAUUUUGCUGACCCUGUCGCAUCAUUUCAGUUUAUUUGAGGGAAACAUAGGUGUUGAUCCUUUGAACUCCCUAUUUGUUACAAGGAGGCGAAUUAUAUCAACAAUUUGAAAAUGGAAACAUCAAACAGCUGCAGAAGGUUUUUUCAGAUUGGCAAAGUUUUCGAAACCAGACAGAUAAACGAAUUGUUCCAAGUGUUAAAGACAUUAACGUUACUUAAUGUGCUGUACAGUAGUCUGUCUAUGUAUAAUUGGUGGGAUCUCAAUAUCUAGGGGAGUCGAAUUGAAUGCCAACACUCACGUUCACCGGAUCUGGGACAAUGAUAAAAAACAAACGUUACUGAAAUACAUGCAGUAGUAUCAUAACAUUAAUAAACUGUUCGAACGGAAUGCUAAGACGAUGUCGGUCGGGUGACAUUAUGACGUUUCGUGGUACGCUGGUCCGACUUGCUCCUCUCCUCCUCACGAGGACGUACCAAUGAACUUUUCAGGUGGAGGACCCGGAACAGGCUGCCGCACUAGCCCUCCCCAUUGGUCGGUAUGCCGUUUGUCCACGGCCAACGCCGGUUAGGGACGGCGGGGACGGACCUUCGGUUUCCGAGGUCGCUGGGAGAACGCGUGAGGCUGAAGGCGUGGCAGAAACCACACAAUCAGCGGCAAUCCUUAACAGCGAGGGUGUCAGGCACGCUGCAAACUCCGAUUCCGCACAAGCGGCCUCCUCACCGAGUCCAGCGGUAGGAUCUUAUUUUUCGUGCAUACUGCCACUCCAUAUUACUUUAAACCGACCAGAGUAGUGUAUAAACACAAUAUGCGAUCUCAGUCAGUUAAAAAAUAUAAGUCUAUCUACCAAUAGGGUGUGCUCUGAGGAUCUCUCCACUCCACACUGACUUAAAAACGACAAUUUGACUACUGCAAGGAGGGAAACGUUUUCAUUCCUAAGAUAUUUUGCAGGCCCAAUCCAAUCUUGUCUUCCGCCAUACCAGUUUUGGAGUGUGCGAGAUCUGGCAUAUCACAGCAUGCUCUCGACAGCGUCUCGCCAUUGGCUGCGGCUACAGUGCCUCCUUAGGACCUGAUUGGUCCGUGUUUAUAGUCCUUUCUUCUUGCUGCAGAUUGGACAAAGUGCCAGCCAGCAUGAACGGGGCGCCAUGAAUACACGCAGUUUUUUAUUUAAUGGGGAUGACUUACAGGCUUUAACACAUUUUAUCGUGGCCGCUUGUGUUUUGCUUUUCUGCCAUGCUAGUAGCUUGGGACAAUAGUCGAGCACGAUUACAGAGUAUCAGGAGGGGGUCAUAACACCCGUUCCCAAGUUCUGAAGUGUGCGGGUAGUUUUAAAUUCAAAUGUGAUAGGAAGCGUAUGGGGAGAGAUGCCGGCCAAAAUUCCCAUGGGUGCCUUUAGCUAGAAGCAAGUACUUCAGGUGGCAAACUGCGAGAGCUUCACCGAGUCACGGGAUGCUCUUGCGCUGAAUUCCAGGGAGUUACCUAUUUCAGUGUUCCCGACACUAGCCGAAACCUUAGCCCUAACCCCCUGGCAUUUAGCGUUGGGCCACCUGUAAUGUCCAAGUACCUAUACCCGUCUUUCACCUUUAAAUAUCUCAGAGGUAGGAAUUGUUUUCGUUAAAAAUUGAAAUAUUACAAGACGUAAACUUUUGUUUCGGAAUUUGACGUUGUCUAUUCAAUACAGUCAGAAAGUCUUUGGCUAGGAGCCAGCCAAUAUUGACUGCCGACUACGUACAUUAUGUGAAUAAUUACACCUUAAAGAUUUGCCCCUGGACAGUUGGCACACAGCGCAGCAGUAUCAGUGGUCGCAGUUUUGACCUCUUUGUUGUCCUGGCUCGCCCCGCCGUUUAUUCUUGCAGCCUUCCCAAACUCUCAUAUCUAGUUGAUGACAGAGUUUUGAGGAUUUUAGUUGGCUGAUCGCAGGCAGAUGAGUGAGUUUCUCUUGCUACAACAUCCCUCAGAUCUCCUGCUGCUUCCUCUUUUUGCAGUUUGUGCUCUUGGAGCAGGGUCUGGGCAGGCCCAUCGAUGACAGCCGGCUCGCCAACGGCGACUUUCUGCCCCUGACCUCCUCGAGUUGUGCUGACCUCCCCAGCGACCUGGUUCUGGAGGCCGCCACUGGUCGCAUUUUUCACCGUCCCACUGGUCGUUUGGCCGCCCCGCUCACAGAGGCAGAUCAGACGGCUGGGUUGGCCGGUGAACGGGAUGUGGAGAUCCCUACCUUGCCCCUGUAUGUCAGGGUCAAGACGCUCUCCCCAACCUCCUCGCUCGUUGUUCGAUCGGACGGGGCCAGCUUCAAGGUGAAACUCCUUGCGCCUUCCGGCCUAUUUGUGUGCGUGUGUGUGCAUGUGAAUCUGAGGAGUGUGUGCGAUGACCAGGUGGGAGUAGUCACUUUUGUCGGCGGAAGGUGUGCGGAGCCCCGUAACCAACCGGCCUGGGGGACCAAAUCGGAUGUAGGCAGCCAGUGUUUCCCAAAAUGUUGGUAAAUUUAGUGUGGGGUCCUAUUCCGCUAUAAGUAGCACAGGUAGACAGCUUGUGUUUUACCUCAUCAGGAGUCAUCUGAUCCGUGCUUACCGUUGGAUCAAGAUGAGUAUGGGAACCGAGAGUUAGAACAGUGCUGCGAAAGUCUUCCACACGCCCAGGUUAUCUUUAUGCCUCUCACCCAUCCGAUGACAGUUCAGCCUUCGCGAGCGACGACAUCUACUGUGUGCGAGUAGCGGUAGCUUAUAGUGAGCAGACUUGCGCAGCUGGUAAAACACUCUCUUCUCCCUCUUACUUACUUGUACUUGGUACGGCUGCGAUCCUGCCAGAUCUAGCCGGCCUCGAUGAUGUCCCGAAGUGUAUCUCUCCACGCGUGACGAUCCGCGGCAGCAGAUUUGGAUAGUUCCACCCAUUUUCUUCGCCAACGACGGAGACUGAAUACCGAAGGUCCAAGAACCACCUCCAUGUCUUGGCGAACUGUGUCGAGCCAGGUUUUGAACUGACCCCCUCUUCGACGCCUCCAAUAGGGUAACGGUGCCGGAUCGAGGGCAGUAACAGUGAGCUCCUGAGGUAGACGACGAAGAACAUGUCCAAGCCACCUCAGUCAUCUUUCUUGGAUGGCCUGGGUUAUCCUUGCGAUGUUGUCGCAGCGAGCGCGGGCUGUCUCAUUUGAGACGAUGUCGGUGUACUUCACUCGAAGGAUGGUCAUCAAGCAGUGCUGGUCAAAUACCUCCAGGUUUCGCUCGUCCUUCAAGCGCACAGCUCAGCAUUCACAACUAUAAAGAAGGGCAGACCGGACAGACGCACGGUACACGCGAAUCUUAAUGGCGAUGGAGAUGUCGCGCCGGAUCCACGGGCAUUUUCUAAGGCUUGAGAAAACCCGUUGGGCAGCAUCCAUUUGGGAGGCAAGGUCAUCCUUACUCUGGUUAUUCGGCAGAAACCUCGCCGCGAGGUAUUUAAAACUGUCUACUUCUUCAAGUUGACAGCCAUCAAUCCCGAGAGGCGCCCUUUCCUGGUCAGGGAUGCAGCUUGAAAACACUUUAGUCUUCCCAGCGUUUAUGGAUAAACCGACCGAUUUAGCGACCUCGUUAAUCCGUGACACCAUAGACUGCAGAUCACCAAAACUUGAUGCCAAUAAGGAAUAUCAUCGACAUAGUCGAGAUCAGUCAGUCGGUGUCCGGGUGCAAACUCAACACCGUCACCUUCGUGUAGGGCCCUCCCGAGAAUACAGCCAAUAGCGUAGUUAAACAGAAUAGGCAACAGGAGACAACCAUGUCGAGCGCCAGACCAAAUACCGAACGGUUGGGUAAGAUUGUUGCGGACCAGGACUCGCGCGGUGGUGGAGCGAUAAUAGGCCUUGAUCGUGGCGACGAUUUUUGGCGGUACACCACCUGUCGCCGUUAUCCGCCACAGGGACUCACGAUGGACGGAAUCGAACGCGGCAGCUAAGGCAACAAAGCAGACGGCCGUCGGUUGUUGGUAACUGUGGUGAAAUUCGAGGAUGCGCCUCAGUGUAAAUAUCUGAUCUGCGUAUCCACGUCCAGCACGAAAUCCGACUUCAAUGGGCCUCGUCCUAGAGUCAUGCAUAGCCUGGAAUCGCUUGAGUAGGACAAUAACGAAGAUCGCAGCAACGCCAAUGAGGCUUAUACCGCAGUAGUUCUCGCACCUUGUCUUAUCCCCCUUCUUGAGGAUAAGUACAAGGAUGCCUAAGCCCCAGUCAUCAGGAGCAACUCCGUUUCUCCACGCUUGUUCAAUCACCUCAUGGAGCCAGGACGCCAGGGUGUCGACACAAGACUUGUAGAUUUCGGCGGGUAUACCGUCCUCUUGGGGUGCCUUGUGGUUGCGUAGCUUUCGUAUGGCAUCGGCGAUCUCUCCUUCAGGGGGGGGGGGGGUUGCACGACGCUGGAUAGGUUGGAGAGGGAAGAAACUCCGUUUCAGAGGAGAGCAAGGGCGAAGUAAGUUGGGUAUCGCAGUUGAGAUGGUGCUCGAAGUGCUCACGCCAGCGCUCGACUUUGGCCGAGUUGUCAGCAAUAAAGCCGCUAUUCACGUCGCUAAUAGAGUCAUUCAGUGUAGAGGGCUUCUCCCUCACUCAUCCGCUUCUAAGACGGGACUGAUAGGGUCAGAAGCUGUCUUUUAAUGGGCUGAGGAGCACGUUGAAAUGACUCAUUCUUAAUAUAGUCCAUAUUGCAAGUUCAAUCCAUGCUGGUUCUUGUUCUUUGCUGAGUAAGAUGUGGUUAUAUAGCCUCACCUGAUGGACACAACACGGUUGGGGUUAGGGCAACUAUUUCUCAACCACUCAAAGUACAACCGCGCAUUCCAAAUAGCUUUUCUUUUGCAUACAACUACUUGGCCUCGUCGCCUGUACGUUCCCCGGUCGCAAGUGUUAAAACCCCUAUUACCACCGGUCCUGUAUUACAGGUGGCUGGGGUUUGUUUACUUCACAUCCGACCCUUUGCUGUAUAAAUUAUAUUCAUCGGCAUGCUGCCACGAUGAUAGCGACAGCUACGGUGGCAAUUCAAGCACCUGUUAUUAAGGCCUGAAUAACUUCUUUCGGGCUGAUUUAUCGAAGUGUUUGGAGGAUGAGCUGAGCGAGUCUUGGUCUGCUAGGGAGGACAGUAUUGUUCUCCGUCGGCAUCCGUAUCCCCUGCUCCAUAUAUUACCGUCUUGGUACCUCAGGCAUCAUGUUUGGGAAGAAGGAUUAGGUAGAUUUGCUACCCACCUUCAGAGACUAGGCGGUCCGGUAAACAGCUCCGUUCAACACUGCCUCCUGCCUAGAUCACGCAUACCGUCUGCGGAUGUGCUCCUCUUUGGAACCUCGUCGACGUCUCUUAAUGCCCUCGUCUGCGACCAUGGUUGACAGGUCAUCUAAAACGUCAGCUCACCAAUUCAAACCUCCCGGUAUACGGCUUUCCUUAUAAUUGGUCAUUUCAUUCUGCUUUUGCCGAUAAUUUGAAAUAAGACGUUGACGGGGCCUGAAAACUCCCGCUGUCUGACGGAGUCGGCCUUCCCACCCUCCCGAACGGCGGCUCGGCCACUUGCGCUAUGAUAGACUGUCAUUAGCCUUGCGAGAUCCGAAAUUCACUUAUUUCUGAAUUAGAGCUACGCUUCGCUGUUGGGGGUCAGUGAAAACCCAACUUAGCAGUGUGACGUGGUGGCGAUUGAUGCAUGCGACGCAGUAUGCUGUGCAUGCCAGCGCGGAGAUUUCACAGUGCGAUGUUGGCUCUAACGCGUCUUUGCAUGCGGCCAAUGAGUUUUGGGGAACAGAGAGCACAUGACAGUGCCUCAAGUGAACAUUAUAACUUUUGCAAUUCUGGCUUUGUCUCUUAAGUGACUCCGUAACGUUGCCUUUUCGCAAUUUCUGUUCUCUUCAAGGUCGACCAUGGUGGUGAUGGUGUUUCACAGGAUGCUAUUGCCACAAUUCUGCAAAUGCAUGAUUAA